Rotaria socialis is the source of this 2595-nucleotide messenger RNA. The record is from the annotation of a GenBank genome assembly. Lineage: Eukaryota; Metazoa; Rotifera; Eurotatoria; Philodinida; Philodinidae.
AUGUCUUCACAUGAAUACAGUCUGCAUUUUCUUGUUAGUGAACUUGUACGAGCAUUAAAUGCGAAUUUAAAAGGUGUACAGCUUGCACCCGAAGCUAUUGUUGAUUUUUUUAGUAAAAACACAAAUCGACAAGCAAAUACUUAUACACCUGCUGAAUUAUCAGAUGCUAAACGUAAACUAUUUUUACAUACUUCAUCAGCCAAUGAAUUCGUCGAACUCUACGAUAGCUUAAAAGCACGACAUGUUCGCGAUUUAGAUUCAGUUGUAUUCAUGCUUUCCAGCAUCGUUGAUAAUCCUGAGAUACAAGAUUUACUCAAGCCACCUCGUUCAAAAUCAACAACUAUAACAAGUCCUCAACAAAGACGUUUUAAUAGCCAAACACGAACAACAACAACUAGUCCAACAUCGACAAUCAGUAAAAUUCACUCUACGAAUAUUUUAGCUGAAAUGAAAGAUACAUUACUGCGACCAUCAGCAACAGUAUCACAAGCAGGAUCGAUUAUUUCUGAGAAUGAUAUUCGUCGUCGAGUAAUGACACCAUCAUCAUCACUGGAAUUUCUUGGACGGCCAGCAUGGUUUACUGAACGACUCCGACUUGUAUGGGAUUUUUAUCCGACACCUGAGAAAUUUGAACCAGAUGUUGCUAUCGGACGUCUUUCAGUUAUUGAACAAGAAGCAAUUAUCGUUGAAGAUCUUCUUUUAUGUAUGCUAGGUGUUGAAGGAAAAUUUAUAAAAACACCUUCAUUAACAGAUAAACAAGCUCAACGUUCAUUCCAUAUUGAUCGAUCAUUAGAUCCAACUUUAAGGGAUUUAGCAAGACGAAUGGUACCUUUAUGUUCGAAUCAUUCAUUAAUUGUCAGAUUUAUUGAAGAUCGUUUACAGUAUAAAUAUGGUUUAAUCAAUCAUGCUCUUGCUGGAGCAUUAAGAGAAGUUGUUCAACGAUACUACGUAUUUGUCAGUCAACUUGAAACACAACAACAGCAAAGUCAAUUGACAUUACAAACAUUAUGGUUUCAUACGGAACCUGUUAUGGAAAUGAUGGAAGUGAUAGCGAAUAUUGUUAGAACAUUGAAUAAGGGUAAUACAACUGGACGUGCAGUACUCGAUCUUCUCCAUGAGCAAACUCUUAAAUUAUCCGGCCAUAAACAAGCUUAUGAUAUUUGUUUUUUUCUUGCCAAAUCUUCUUAUAAACCAUAUUUAACAAUGCUUGAAACAUGGAUUCAUAAUGGCCUAAUCGAUGAUCCCUAUGGCGAAUUUAUGGUACAAGAAAAUAAAGAUAUAAUUCAUCAUGAAAGUAGUCUUGAACAAGAAUUCAAUGAUAAAUUUUGGUCACGUCGUUAUAUAUUGCAACGUAAUAAUACGCCCAUAUUAUUUCAGUCAACGUCAGAUAUGAUUUUAAAUACUGGUAAAUAUCUAAAUGCUAUACGCGAAAGUGCAUUUGAUUUUCACGAUGAUACAAGCAUCGAUAUGUCAACAUCGAUGUUACAUAUUGAUAAACAAUUAUUAAUGAAUGAUCAUAAAAAAUUAGAAUAUACAAUACAUGAAAAAGAUCUCGAUGAAACACUUGAACAAGCAUAUAAAUAUGCAAGUGAAAUUCUAUUGGAUUUAAUAAUAAAUAAAUAUCAUUUGAUUGAACGUUUUCACACAUUAAAACAUUACUUUUUAAUCGAUAAAGGCGACUAUAUUGUACAAUUUAUGGAUUCAGCUGAAGACGAAUUAACAAAACGAGCGCGAGAUAUUGAUGAAAAUAAAAUACAAUCAUUACUUGACGUAUCAUUGGCUAUAACAUCCGAUGAUCAAUAUAAAGAUGAUGUACGAAUAAAAAUGUUUCAUUAUGAUCUUAUAUCAAUGCUUGAACGUGUACUUAAUAUUGAAUCGUCGUCGACUUUAAAUGACACAGUUGAAUUAAAAUUAACUGGUUUAGAAUCAUUUUCGCUUGAUUACGAUGUUAAAUGGCCGAUAUCAUUAGUUAUUAAUAGAAAUUGUUUAACAAGAUAUCAAAUGCUUUUUAGAUUUUUAUUUUAUAUUAAAUAUAUCGAACGUUUACUAUGCAAUGUGUGGCGUGCACAUAAAAAUGGUGGUCGAAGACGACGACGAGGUCGUGAUAGAAAAAGAAUGAUUACAAAACCCAACGGUGCUGCUUAUCUGCGACAUAAAAUGCUUCAUUUUGUACAAAAUCUUUUAUAUUAUAUGAGUUUUGAAGUUAUUGAAGCACAUUGGCAUACAUUUGAAAAUAAUUUAAAAAAGGUAACAAAUAUUGAUGAACUACUCCAAUAUCAUUUAUUGUUUCUUGAUAAUUGUUUACGUGAUUGUAUGUUGACCAGUGUACAUCUAUUGCGACAUAUUCAUAAAAUUAUGGCAACAUGUGUUAUGUUUGCUAAUGCUAUGGAUAAUGUUGAUGAUGAUGAUGAUUUUGAUAGUUUACCAGGCGCAGUUGUUGUUAGUUUUAAUAGCAAUUUUACUGAACAAUUACGGCAAUUACUUGAUGCUAUUUCAAAAGAAGAUGGACCAGUACAAGGAUCGACUGGUGGUGGACAACAGCAUACAUUAACCAAUAUUAUUCAUAGAAUCAACUUCAACAAUCAAUACUGUUAA